Symsagittifera roscoffensis is the source of this 6356-nucleotide messenger RNA. RefSeq lists its product as uncharacterized. Lineage: Eukaryota; Metazoa; Xenacoelomorpha; Acoela; Convolutidae. The record is from RefSeq and is a predicted model, not a curated record. The coding region runs from base 114 to 6290 and encodes 2058 amino acids. The transcript is spliced from 27 exons.
AACAGCAAAACUGAGAACAUUAAACUCGAUAGUUUAAAACGCUGACAAACGCUUAUUUUUGAUUCGGUACAAAAGACUUUCAAACUUAUGAUUAUAUUGAAUUGAAUUUAAAAAUGGCCGCGCUGAAGAUUGGACACGGCUUCAGCAAGUUAGUGGAGCAACUGGGCCGUGACGAGACAUUAGCUGGGUGUGUGAGGCCAGUUGCCGUGGACUCUGAAUUGGUGCUGUCUGUUCUGAGGGGUGAAUUCAUAGAGAACACACAAUGGAGGAACACAGUUAGAUUUCUGAGAGAGAAUAGAGUGAAAACAUUCAUCGUCUCUAACUGCACAGAUAGCAGACAGGAAAGGGAAGUGUUGUUGUCGCACACUCAACAACAUCUACAGAAGUUUGCAGCCAAACAGGGAUGCACGUUCACGUUCUUAGACUACUGGACUGGUAUGUCUUCCCGACUUGACAUGACCCCCAAAGACUGGGACCUCGUAUCCUCCGAGCUCGACAGCUGCCUCGUCCCCUCCUCUUGUUCAUUGGGUCCGGUGGCUAUCGUGUUGCACACUGAGACUUAUGGGGAUCCGGUGUUGCCUGUUAGAUUCGUUCCCAAGCAUUUCAAGUGGCUGUUGGAGGCGUCCCAGUCUGUAGGAAUUGACACCAGGACUAUAGUCGAGUGGUUCUCCCUGGACGACCAGAGCAGUCCGCCUGUGUUCGAGAUGAAGGACAUCUCAGAAAUAUACUCCAACUUCAGAUCCCUGGACUCAGACUUGCCUCCGGACGUGGUCGCAGAGGCAUCUGCUCUGUGGCAAACUACGAGGACUAAUCUGACUCACGAGAUAACAGCUGGCACGAAAGAACUAGUGCGCAAGAAUGUCCUCACAAAAGAACAUCUGCUCAGAACCAAUCAAUCGAUUUUCGAGGUUUUUGUGGAGCGCGUACUUAAAGAGCGACAGGCCAAGAACAAAUGCGUCAUCUACUCGAGGAAGUUCGACAAAAUCAUCACUUCGGACCCAGCGGCAGGAGACUAUUUGGACUUUGACAAUGGCCUGGUAGUUCCAGCAGGUCAGAGGAAAGCGGAGAAGCUUUUCAGGGAGAUCAAAAUGAAGAUGCCGAACAAAUUGAUUCACAGAAAACCCAUUUCUUGGAAGCCAGGUGGAAUUACAGCAGAGGAAAAACAACACAAAACGUAUCUCUCCUACGUGCAAACCCAGAGCUACCUUGACCUCACAAGGAGAAUAUCGGCCGCCAAACUCCACCAACAACAACUUCUGUCUUUCUUCAAAAGCGACUCCCUUCAAGCACUUUUUCUAGAAUGUUCCGCACAACUACUACACGUCGACACUUUGACUUUAAAAAGUCUGAGUCGCGACGGAAUUCUGGAGUGGAUUUUCGACACGAUCGUUGAAAACCGGAAAAUUCUUCUGACCCCGAAUGAACUUUCAGGCGAAGAUGAUUGGCUAGAUUAUGUCGAGGCUUCGACCGGGAUUCGGUCGACUCAACUUAGCCAAUCACGAGGCACUGGCACGACUCGAACACGACUGACGAGACAAAAAAUGACGUCGACUCCUAACUUCAGCCGACAAGCAACCCUGAAGCUAUCGCGUCGAAAUACGAAAGAUAAGCUCCGUAGACAAAAACCACGCGAGAAGGUAGAAUCGAGAGUCGAAAGUUCCGCAAGAGCUUUCAAUGAAACCAGCGAGCAUACAACUGAUAGCGAAAUCACCACGAAACUCAAAGACAGCAAAAAGAACAAAGCUCCUGAUGAAAACUUUGAAGAAAAACGGGAAUUGGUGGAAAAUGUUGUUGAUCACGUAGAUUUUGAUCCAACAGGUGAACAAAUGAUGUUCGAUCAUUCGAUGGAGCAUUUCCCAUUCUUCAUUAUUGGAGAUUCAAAUUCCGGGAAAUCAAUAAUGGCCGCUAUGAUAGUUAAGCAUGCGAACACUUAUUUGCCCGAUUUUCAUAUAAUUCCUCGGUUCUGCGGCGCUUCUGAUAAAUCUCGGUCAUUUUUCGACGUGCUCGAGUCAAUUUAUCACAAUCUGACCAAGCUAUGUAAGAUGGAUUACACUAAACCGAGCAGUUUGCCUGAAUGUGUGAACGGGUUUCAAAAUCUGUGUGAACAAAUCGCGAUCUCGGAGAAACCUAACUUCAACUUUCGGAUUUUGGUAGUCGUGGACCAAUUGGAGGCCUUGACGUGCAACGAUAGGAGCUUUGCGCUGAGUUUGAAUUGGAUGCCGAGACAGUUUUGUGCCAAAUUGGUCUUUAUUGUUACUGUGAACAAAUGGUGUGUUCAAUUGAUGACGUCAGCACAAUGUGUGACAAGGGAAUCCUGGAGAUUUUUCAAGCUUCCAGGUGAGUUGUCGCUGAACACGUGUCAGAUGUACCUGGAAGACCUGAUGAUGUCGAAGGGGAGGAGUCUCACUGACAAUCAGAAGACACUCAUCACUCGCUCACUGAGAAACCAGCCAACCAUGUUGCUUCUCAACUCACUCGCUAAUCAGGCUCUUCUGUGGCGGAAGCGAUUCCAUUUGCCUGUGAACAAAUUCGCAUCAGUGAAUCAUCUGAUUCAAAUCUGUCACAUCCGAGAAGCCGAGAAGAGAUUCGGCAAAUCUGUCAUCCGGAAAUUCUGCUCUUUGAUCUGUGUCAGCCAAUUUGGUCUCUCAGAAAUAGAGCUUCUUGAUCUUCUGUCUUAUUCUGACGAAGCUGUGGACGAAGUGUAUGCUGCACAGGGUGUUCUGCACAGAAAUAUUGUCAGAUUACCCCUCAAUUGGUGGCUACAAGUGAGGUCAUAUUUUGUUAAUCUGUUGAAAGAAAAGAAGAUGGGCAAAACUUUUCUUCUGACGUGGGCAAACAAAACAUACGCAGAAGUUUUCAGACGCAGCCUUCUCCACGAAAAUGAAGAAUGCGAGAGGUCAAUUCGCAAACUUCUUCUGGACUACUUCAUGGGUAGACUUGUUAAUCCCGACUCUCCAUCUCACAUGGAGGGCGAGAAGAAUGAGUCAUCGCCAUCAGCACACAACAGAUGCAUCAGUCGGCAACAACUGAAAGUGAGCAACGGCGUGUACAAUACACGUGCCAUGGAGGAGAUUGUGUUCCAGUUCGGGAAACUACUCGAUCAACAAGACAUCGUAACAUUCUACUGCGACUUCAAGAACCUUCUCUAUUUGAUCAGAGGUCUAACAAUAGAGCGAGUGAUUCAGUCUAUUCGCUCCAUCAACUUCGAACUCUAUCGCAAAACCAGCACUCGAAAUUCAAUUUUAACUGCCCUUGAGAAGAUGCUGGAAGUGAACCGGGAGAGUUUAGCAGAUGAUUCAAACAGUUUGUCACGGGUAUUGCAAACUGAAGGAUUUUCAAGUGAAAUAGACACAACAACUAUUAACAAAAUCAAGAAUGACGCGAUAGUUUGGUUCCAAAGAAGUACAACUCCUCUAAUGAUGCCAGUACACCUGGAAAAAGAGGAGUGUAAUCAAAACGAAGAUUUCGAUCCGACAGGAAAGAUAAAGCCAACUUCCAUUGUCAAACUAGAUGAAGAUGUGCAAAAAGUGUUCUCAAUGAGUCACUGCGGUACCAAACUGCUGAGGACGUCAACUACUUCUAGAAAGUUCUGGAUCUAUGACUCAGAGAAGAGAACAUGUGAAGAGGUUUUGCCGGAAGAAGAAAACGGAAUCGACAUGAAGAUGUACAAUGAGCUACUUCCAAAUUUGGGUCUAAUUUGGAACGGAUCUAGCUGGCAAAUGGUGAACGAGUGCAACUGGACUCUUGUUAAGUUCCCACAGCAAAGUGAAUCAGCUGAAGCAUCCAGAAGUAACUUCGAAGACUUCGCUCCAAGACUCAUUCCAAGUGCACUCGGAAUGGAUUGCAUAGCUCUCCAACAUCAAAUCUAUGAGCUGUUCGAACCAUCAACUGACCAAUCACAGAUCGAGGAAGGAUCGAAUGAAGAAAUCGACGAACAAGAUAUCGAGGGAGUGAUUAGCCAAUCAGAUGUCUGCUCGGUUGUGGCCAGGACAGUCGUUGAGUUAUUCUCUUUCAAAACGAGAGAGUGGCUCUCACUUCCGCACUUAGCCGAGUGGGAAUCAUCCGACUCUCGACUCCUGUUCACACUUCCCUUCUUCGCCUCCUUCGACAACUUGGUGGUUGCAAGCGUGCUGUCGGGUGGCUCCGGCGGCGGAGGGAGUGUGGUACUGCAGAGCGAGGAGACCGAGUGGGUGAUUCGAGACCCGGAUGACCUCGAGGAUGAGGAGAGUGAAUUCGAAGUGAAAAAUUUCGAAGAAUUUGUUGCGCCGAUUGAAAACGAAGGCGACCAAGAGGAGGAAGCAGUAGUGUUUCGCGAGGAGGCGGGCGAUGACGAGUUCGCGGUGCGAGUGAUAGACGAGAAGCCGCAGACGACAGCCGAGAACGAACUCAACGAGGCCGAGUUCGACUUCGGAGACGACGAUCAUUUCGCGAAUGACGAAAUAGAGCCGAGUUUGAGUCCGGGUGCGUGGAAGAAAGUGAGCGUGACCAAAAGAAGGAUGCUCAAAUUCAAUGAUCUCCUUGAGGAGUCGCAGCUUCCGAUACUCUAUGCUAAUAUUCUGACACUUUUCGCCCAAUCGUCUCUUAUUCUGGUGGACUUAGUAGAAAUCCAGUACUCGCGUGUUCCUUGUGACGAAGUCUACGACACCAAUUUCGAGAAGGGAUUUAUUCUGAUGAAGAACAAUGAACACUCCUCCCCUUUUGUAUACAGCGUAGAAAAUCAGAAACCUAUUUGCUUCAUACCAGAAAAACAUCAUUUUCUGAAUUUCGUACCCAAUCAAGCUUUCAUUAUUGGCCAGAAAGGCACCAAAAUCAAUUUCUACAAAUGGAACAUGGACGCAACAGUUUCCAAUAGUGAAGAACGCCCACAUUUCGCUGAACAUAUUCUGGAACUGAACGACGAGCUAAUCAACCCACAAAUCUGUCCCAAAAUUCAACUUGGCAGCCUGAUUUUGUUCACCGAAAUGGGAAUGGCCACGUAUGACCUCGACAAGUUAUUGGGAAAAGAAAAUGGAGCUGAGAUUCAGUCAUUGUAUGAAGUCUUUUUUGAAGCCGAUUCCAAAUCGGAAUCGCGAGGAGCUCACAAAGAGAAUCAUUACGUCGCCCGAAAAUGCUGUGGUAACUUUAUAAUAACAGCCCAGAGAGACCGAAUUCUGAUUCACCAGUACCUGAAGGACACAUCAACAUGUGCAGAAAGGCAAUCCAUCUCAAUCGCAGGAAAUGAAUUUUGCUGCGACAUUCUCCGGCUGACGCUCAGUGACGACGGAAAGAUGCUUUCAAAAAUAUAUUUUGCCACUGCCACGAAUGAUGAGAUUUUAUUGAACACUUUUGACUGCUCCACAGGUUCGACUGAGACAUAUGAGCACAUUGCACAGAAGGGUUCGGAUUUCAGAUUUUGGACCAAAGAGCAUCUGACUUUACUGGCUAAUAGGGACACUGCUCUCCUCAUGGAUACCAACUCAGGCAGAAUUUUGGAGUCGUUCAAGAGUCGAUUGCUUCUGGAUUUCUCAGUUGCAAAACUUGGUGGAUCGAUAGAACCUGUUUUUCUGUUUGAAGAUCGCAUUGCAAUCGGAGGAUACGAAAAAACGCUUUCGUCUGGACAUGUCAAACCGUCAAAGAUUUUAUCGUCUUCGUUGUCAUCGGCCAGCAACGUAGUAGUUACAGUCCAGUUAGAAGACCAGAAGAAAAUCUCAGUUUUUCUUGUCAGCAGAAUGGCAACAGAGAUUGCCGAGUACACUUUGACCUUCAAAGGGUCAGUUCUGGCUGUGUCAAAUGUCACUUCAACUAAAAUCCUGAUAGCGGAGUCGAAUAAAUUCCAUGUGUACGACACACAAGCGGAAAACAUCACCAGCGUCAUUAAGCACUCUACCGAGCCGCUAAUGAACACAACCAUCCAUUCGAUGUCAAUCGACCAAUCAGAUUUCAGGACAGCUCUAUGCCUGUCGUCCACGGGGCCGAAAUGUUACCUUAGCCUAAUAGACACAACAACCGGCAAAACAAUAACUAGAAACAUGUUGACUUCGGAAAUCGCAAUUGGAUUGGCAAAUCAGACCAGCAAAAUAGGACUGAAUUCAACAAAUAAGCAUAGGCUGAUCACUUUGGAAAUAUCUAAUCCGAGAGAUGGUACGAAAAAGUUCGUGUUCGCCAGUAACUCGGCAACGGAGGAUCAUCUGAACAAAAUCAAACUGGAUGUUCCGAAUGAGUUCAAGACUGCAAAUUUGAUUUCAGCUCAGUUCUCUCCUCUUUUCAGUGAGAUUUCAAAGUCAACACGACCUGUGGAUCUGGUUGCUUAAGAUUACUAAACUGAAACGCAAAAAAAAUAUUAGUUUAACCUAACCAUUAGCUAUCAUGAGCUUGAA